Zingiber officinale is the source of this 3260-nucleotide messenger RNA. RefSeq names its product BEL1-like homeodomain protein 8. The record is from RefSeq and is a predicted model, not a curated record. The transcript is spliced from 4 exons. Gene Ontology annotation, molecular function: DNA-binding transcription factor activity, RNA polymerase II-specific; RNA polymerase II cis-regulatory region sequence-specific DNA binding. Lineage: Eukaryota; Viridiplantae; Streptophyta; Magnoliopsida; Zingiberales; Zingiberaceae. Gene Ontology annotation, biological process: regulation of transcription by RNA polymerase II. Bases 1191 to 3122 code for a protein of 643 amino acids.
AGUUUAAGCAAGCGAACGAUGGUGAAUCGGAGAAGCCGCGCGAUUCAGGCUGGCAUUUGGAGUUGUAGUCGUAGGUGUGGGAGGAUGAGGAUGGGGGCAGCGAGACCGUACGCGCGCGCACAGUGGCCGGGGGCGAUGGAUGGUUCAUCGGGAAUCGGGAAAGGAGAAGACGAACACUCGACCGCGAAGCAAAAGAUCUCUGCAGUCAGUGGAGUCGCCCCCAUUUCCCGGUAAUCCACGACCCCACCUCACAUUACGUCACCCCUUCGCCGUAUUAUUGCCGCCCGCUGGUCGCCGACCCGCCACUCGCGUCUGUCCACGACGGGUGCGGAUGGGACGGAGGAGAAAUUAAAGGGGCAUGGCGGUUUCGUGUGCGGGUGGGACCGGUGGCACUGGAAGUGGAGGCGAUCUCAGCCGUCCGUCGCGAACGUUGCGGCUCGUAAACGGUCGUUCUGGGUGCCCGCGGUCUCGUCAUGGCUUUUCCUCUCCCUCCCACCACCGAGAAAAAGCAAGCAGCGUUGUUCCCUGCCGUUUUGUUCUCUACUGCGUGUUUUUUAUCCCUUUCAUGGCAUUCUGCGGCUGCCGUCGCUAACCACGAAGUCGCUUUUGCUAAUUAAACGAUGCGUGGAAGAGGAAAGAAAGAAAAAACAGAGAAAAACUCAGCUAUGCUUUGCGCGCGCAUAAAAACAGAGUGCUCGAAUGGGGAAGGGAUCGAGGGAGAGGAAGGUGAGUGGGGUCGCUGCGUCGUUGUCGUGAAGGGGGUUGUAGCAAGUCAGAUAUAAAAAGCUCUCCCUUCGCUGCUUUGCCACAUCGAUCCUUCCCUGCCUGCCUCUGCUGCUGCUGCAGCAGCAGCAGUGCGUCCAUGUGCACUCCCUCUGACGCAUGGAAUUGGAAUCCUCAAAGCCACCAUCGCCAUCCCUUUGUUGGUUUCCUCUCUCUCUCACUCGCUUUACAGUCGUUUGCUCUCUUGUGAUCUCGCUUUGUACUUGCUGUGGAUUCGGGGCAGAAGCUAGAUACAGGGGGAUUGAAUAUAUAGCCUAGCAAAUUAUUGGCCUCUAAAAGCCUUGCAUCGCUCUUUCUCUUUUCCCCGGCCCUCCCUCUCCCCCCCUCUCUCUCUCCCCUAAGUUAAGCCGCCACCAACACAUGUCUCUUGGCCGACCACCGUCACCGCAAACUUGGGCGGGAUCGGCAUGAGCGGCUUUCGGCCGGACGUCCACGUCGCCCAACAGAGCCGCCGCGACAAGCUCCGCCUCCAGUACGAUCUCUUUCAGCCCCCGCUCGACGCCGGCCUUGGCCUCGACUCGAUCAUGUUUUCCUCCGCGGCUUCGGCCGCCGCCCAGGAAUUCGCGGCUUCCGGCGGCCAGGUUCCUCUGGGCGCCACUUCGUCUACUGUGAUCCUGGGCGACGUCGCCCUCCAGCCUCAGUCCGCAUGCGACUGGACGCUGACGCCGCCGCAGCCGCCGCCGUACACUCAUCUCUACUGCCAUCAGCCCAAAAUCAGCGGGUUUACGACGGGGAUCCACGACCCAGCUGUCGCAGACUUGCAGUCGGGGAUCGCGCAGGCCCCGCCUUGCUCAUGGUCGACGGUCGACGGAUGCGGCGGCGCCGGCGAGGUGCAUUUCUUGCCAAGCUACGCCACGGACGCACACGGCGGCGCUGCCAGCUCCCUGAUGGACGCAAGGCACAUGCCUGUGGAGUGGACUGGCGUCGACGAGGCAGCCGUCGUGGUCGGAGGAGCAUCACGAGGCUUGUCAUUGACCCUAGCGUCGGUCGCUGCGGGGCCUUCCUCCGCGCACCCUAAGAUCUCAAUCUGCGAUAGGUCGUUCACCGGCAGCGGCGGGUCGCUGCAAGACGUGGUGGGCCGCGGCGCCGGCCCUCUGGGGCCAUUCACCGGCUACGCAACGAUCUUGAAGAACUCCCGGUUCCUGAGGCCGGCGCAGCUGCUGCUCGACGAAUGUUGCAGCUCAGUGACCGGCUCCAAGCUCUCAAAGCGGUGCUAUGGCACCGCCGAUCCGCCCAGCGAGAAGGACAGCGAAUCUAUCGGUUGCGCGAGUGCAGCAUCGACGUCGGCAUUGCAUGGCUCGGCACCGGAGGCGGCCCGAGUUGAGCAAGCAAGUGCCGGGACUACUUCCAUUACUUCUUCCAAGAUUCACCGGCCGGAGUUCCAACAGAAGAAGGCAAAGCUACUCCAAAUGCAAGAAGAGGUAUGCAAAAAAUAUAAGCAGUACCACCAACAAAUGCAAAUGGUAGUUUCCUCCUUUGAGUCUGUUGCUGGCCUCAGUUCUGCGAUACCAUACGCUUCGCAAGCUCUCAAGACCAUCUCAAAACAUUUCCGAAGCUUAAAGACUACCAUAUCAGAUCAGAUAAGGCACGUAAGCAAAGCCCUCGGUGAGGAGUUCAUCUCAUCGCCUAGUUCUACGGCGACACCACGGCUGAAGUACCUGGAUCAAAAUCUUCGGAAACAAAAGAUGGGUGAAAACAGUACUCUAGGUUUCAUGGAGAACAACCAGCCAGUUUGGAGGCCUCAGAGGGGGUUGCCAGAGCGCGCCGUCUCUGUUCUAAGGGCCUGGUUAUUCGAGCAUUUCCUUCACCCGUAUCCAACAGAUACAGAUAAGCACAUGCUAGCAACCCAGACUGGCUUGUCGCGGAAUCAGGUUUCUAACUGGUUCAUCAAUGCCCGGGUGCGAUUAUGGAAGCCUAUGAUAGAAGAGAUUCAUAUGCUUGAGAGCAAGGGAAUGGGUGGAAUGGAUCUCAAUUCAGCCAAUUCAAGAGACACAAGGCCUACUACAGACAACGGAAUAUGCUCUGCUAGCAAUCCGAGGCCACAACAGCAAUGUAUCGGACCAAUGAGCUGCACUUCCAUGUAUCCCGUCUUCAACAGUGAGAGCUGCCAGAAUCUGGAACCAUGGCAAGGCGACAAGAGAUCGAGGGUUGAGGAGUGUGAGAUGCUGUCAAGCAUGGAUGACAGCCUGAUGAGCUUCGCGACUUACCAGCAUGCAAUGGACAUCGGUGGGAUUGAAGCUGUGUCAUUGACCUUGGGCUUGAAGCACGACGGCGGGCCGCAAAAUCCUCAGCAAAUGAGGCCUUUUGGAACCCAAAUGCUCCACGACUUUGUGGGCUGAUGCUAGUUUCUGAUGGCGGUUGAUUUUCGCGCUUAUUCAGCUUUUGAAUCGGCUGUGUCAAUUGGUGCUUGCUUGAUGGAUGUUUGGUUGUUUGCUGUUUAUCCAACUGCAGUAUGGUAAUUCUUCCGUGUUUAUUUA